This is a messenger RNA of Symbiodinium pilosum, 375 nucleotides long. The record is from the annotation of a GenBank genome assembly. NCBI's taxonomy places the organism in Eukaryota, Dinophyceae, Suessiales, Symbiodiniaceae.
AUGCUUCCCGCUCUCCUGGGAACCCCAGAGCGGGCGGACAUUGAGCAACUAGACUGUGAAGAUGCAAAGAGGUACAUUCGUUCCUUCGCAGCGCGCGAAGGCAGGGGCUUGCACUUCCCUGGAGUCACGGCCGAGGCCAUGAACGCUUUGCGGCGAAUGUUGAAAUUCAACCCCAAGGACCGCAUUUGUGCUAUCCAGGCACUCCAAAGCAAUUGGUUUAGAAAAAAUCCAAAUCACUCCAGGGAAAUGGCGGCGCCGAAUCAGGUCACCUUGGAGUUCGAGAAAGAAGCCGAAAUGGACGAGAAUCGCCUGCGAGAAAGCUUUUGGAAGGAAGUCAGCAAGUUUCAUCCAGAAAUGCAGGACAUGUCAGAGUGA